Molecule: messenger RNA, 540 nt
Organism: Striga asiatica
Lineage: Eukaryota; Viridiplantae; Streptophyta; Magnoliopsida; Lamiales; Orobanchaceae
Source: the annotation of a GenBank genome assembly
GGCAGCCUAGAUCCAACCAAAGAACAAACAUCCCAACCAAACUCCCAAAGAGAGAACACACUCCCAAACAGGAGAAAAAGAACUCCCACAAGUGGAGACAAAACAACUCCACUAUGGCCAAGAAGAACUAGAGAGAAGCAAAAAAUAUGGAUAAAAAUUAAAGCUAACACUAAAACAAAAUCCCUCCCCACUACCAAAUUGACACAACACAAGCAAACACCGAGGCAACAAAACAGAUUGAAAAGCUACACCAACCGUGCACCGAAUCGAGAAACACCAAAAACGGAUACCUCGACUCGGGUUGGCAAACCCAAGCUCCCCCACACAACCACCAGCCCAACCCCUCCACCGCUAAGUCAACGACCACAUCCUAACUUUCGCCAUGGCAUCCCGAAAGAGGAAGAACCCCACGCGAAGUGGGCGACCACCAACCCGCCGAGGAACAGGCUGACCAGGGAAAACCAUGUGCAGGUCCGCGCAGCUGGGAACGACACACGCGCCGGUAUGGAGGCCAAAACAGAUCGGGAAUUAGGGAUCUAG